This is a messenger RNA of Colletotrichum graminicola M1.001, 1710 nucleotides long. RefSeq names its product 1-pyrroline-5-carboxylate dehydrogenase. The coding region runs from base 1 to 1710 and encodes 569 amino acids. The transcript is spliced from 4 exons. Gene Ontology annotation, cellular component: mitochondrial matrix. NCBI's taxonomy places the organism in Eukaryota, Fungi, Ascomycota, Sordariomycetes, Glomerellales, Glomerellaceae. Gene Ontology annotation, molecular function: L-glutamate gamma-semialdehyde dehydrogenase (NAD+) activity. The record is from RefSeq and is a predicted model, not a curated record.
AUGAGACCUCUUGGAAAUGAAAUGCGCUGGGCCACAGCUUCUAUCAUCCUGUCACAACGUAGGACAAAGUCGACAGCACCAUUCAGGCUACCCGACCCGAGAAACGAGCCCAGCCCAAGCUACAAGAAAAACUCCGUAGAGCGCAAAAAGUUGGAGGAUGCCCUGAGCAAGCUGCGCGGUCAACUUCCUGUCUCAAGUACCCUGUUUUAUAACGGGCGAGCUCAAGCGGCAGCAGAAUCGCUCAACACCGUCCUCCCAUCCGAGCACGCCACCACGUUUUCGAACUUUCCCCUGGCAUCGAAAGAACAGGUCACAUCAGCUAUCGAGUCGGCAUUAGAGGCAAAGAAGAGCUGGGAAAACACCCCUUUUGUCGACCGAGCAGCCGUAUUCCUCAAGGCCGCGGAGCUUGUAGUGACAAAGCACAGAUAUGAGCUUAUCGCUGCAACUAUGUUGGGCCAGGGCAAAAACAUGUGGCAGGGAGAAAUCGACGCGGCCGCCGAGUUGGCCGACUUCUUCAGGCUUAACUGCAACUUCGCGGCCGAAAUUCUCGAAAAGCAGCCUACCCGUGGCUCCGACGGCAUGUGGAGUCGCGUGGAGUGGCGUCCGCUAGAAGGUUUCGUUUACGCUAUAUCACCUUUUAACUUCACCGCGAUCGGCGGCAACCUCAUCUCCGGCCCAGCGCUGAUGGGAAAUGUCGUUAUCUGGAAACCUUCGCCGAACAACAUCUACGCCAGUCAACUGCUCUAUAAAAUCCUUCUCGAAGCUGGUCUUCCCCCAAACGUCAUUCAGUUUGUCCCUGGAGACGCUGAAGAAGUGACCCAGGUCGUCCUCAACCACCGCGAUUUCGCUGGUCUGAACUUUGUCGGGUCAUCUGACGUCUUCCGCUCUCUCUACUCUAAGAUUGGCGAGGGGAUUGGAAAAAAAACAUAUCGCGAGUUCCCCCGGGUUGUCGGCGAAACCAGCGGGAAGAACUUUCAUCUCGUUCACCAGACUGCCGACAUUGAGCAUGCCGUCAACCACACCAUUCGCGGGGCUUUCGAGUACCAAGGCCAGAAGUGCUCUGCUACCUCUCGUGUCUACCUCCCUGAAUCUCGGGCUAAAGAAUUCAUUUCUAGUCUUACUUCUAAAGUCAAUGAAAUCACCAUCGGAAGCCCCGAUGGCAAAUUGGAUGCUUUCAUGGGCCCCGUCAUUCAUGAGCGCUCCUUCAAUAAGAUUAAGAAUAUUAUCGACGAGAGCAACAGAGACUCUUCAUUGGAGUUGCUGGUUGGUGGCACAUGCGAUGGCUCCGAUGGAUAUUAUGUCAAUCCCACAGUCUACCUGGCCGAUUCCCCAGACCACCGUCUCUUCAACAAGGAGAUCUUCGGCCCGGUUCUGGCCAUCUCAAUCUACCCCGACUCCGAAUGGUCUUCGACUCUAAAAAAGGUCGACCAGAGCGGAGGCGGCUUUGCCCUAACCGGUGCUGUCUUCGCCAAUGAUCGAAUUGCCAUUCGGGAGGCGGAGGAUGCUCUGCGCUACUCGGCAGGCAACUUCUACAUCAACUGCAAGACCACCGCUGCCUUGAUUGGACAACAAUCCUUCGGUGGCGCCCGCGCCAGUGGCACGAAUGACAAGGCAGGAAGCGCCGAUGCCAUGCGUCGCUUUGUCAGUCCGAGACUCAUCAAGGAAGAGUUUUUCCUUCAGACUGAGUUCUUGUACCCAAGCAACAAAUGA